AUGAGUGCUAAUAAAGUUAUCAGUAAUACCAAUAAUAAUAAUAACAAUAAUAAUAAUAAUAAUAAAAAUCCUAUAAUUGAAUCAAAAUAUCCCCGGAUAGCCAUACCAUUGGUACCCAUAUCCAGGUUUCUCAUUGAAAAACUCCGAUCACAUUCAAACAGGACUUUCCUGAUAGAUAAUGAAACUAAAAUUAGCUACACUUUCAAUACGGUGGCCGACGACAGCCUACGUAUGGCCAAUGUAUUGGUAACCAGUGGUCUCAAGUUUGGCCAACAUUUCGGUAUUUGCGGUCACAAUAACUAUGAAUUUGUUGUCACAUUAAUCGGCGGUCUAAUUGUGGGCGGAGUUGUCGUUCCGGUCAAUCCUAAUACACAGUUUGAUCAAAUGUCACAAUUGAUCAAAGAUAAGGACAUCAAAUUUAUGACAGUAACUACAAAAUAUCAAAAAUCAUUGUCAAACAAAAUGCUCAGCGAAUAUAAUAAAGGAAUUAAAACAAUAGUCUCAUUUAAGAAAAAUAGUGAAAUUAAUAAUAAUAGUGAAAAUAAUAAUAAUAAUGGAAAUAAUAGUCAUAGCGAUGAUCAACCUAUAGAUGAUUAUCAGUCAUACAGAAGUCACAUAACUAGCCAUAAGUGUCAUAACGAAAGAAAUAUUGGUGUCAUACAGACAAUUGAUCCCAAAGUGAAUAACUGUUUACUAGUGGAUACAAACGGCAGCUUUGAUCCAACAAAAGUCAAGUCAUGUUUUAUUACCGACUUUUCGCUGGUAUCACAAUUGACUAUGAGUUCGCUGCCGGUCACCGGAUUCAAUUGGUCGUCGGCGGACACUGUUGUCAAUACCACACCGUUUGCUCAUAUCAACGGUUUGAUCCAAUUGUUUGCGGCGCUGACCACUGGCUCGAGGUUUGUCAUCACAGACAACAGCCAACACAACAGUUAUCGGCAAUUAUGCGAAGUCAUUGAGGAAUGGCAGGCGACGGCUGCGAUGUUGACGCCACAUAUCAUUACAGAUAUGAUCAAAGAUGACAAUUUGGAUCCGACGACUAUCGGAUCGCUGGACAAAGUGAUCUGUACGGGCGCUUCACUGCACAAAAACAUUGGCCACAAGUUUGCCAACAGAUUCUCCAUCAAAGACUUUAGACAGGCUUACGGUAUGACUGAGAUGUGCGGUUUUGCUACCAUUGAACCCAUCAAGAGUACCGAUUACGACACGUGUGGCAUACCGGUGCCGGCUGUUAGCAUUAAAAUUGUCGAUACGGACAGCGAUCGAUUGCUCGGACCCACACAAAUGGGUGAAGUGUAUGUCAAAAGUGUACAAUUAUGCGCCAAAUAUCUGACUCCAGUGUCAUCCGAGUCUACAGUUAACGUCACUGACAGUGACGGCUGGUUUCGGACACAAGAUAUUGGAUACUAUGAUCAUCGAAAUAAACUGCAAAUUAUUGAUCCGAUAGACGAUUUCAUACAAUACCGGGGCCUACAUAUCAGUCCGACAACAUUAGAAUCUAUACUGUUAUCGCAUAGUAUGGUCAAAGAGGUUACGAUUUUCGGUAAUAAUCACCGAUUGCACGGCCAAACACCGGGAGCAUUGGUAGUGCUCAGGGAUGGCGACAGUAAUGGAUGCGACAAUACGGUACAGAUGCUCAAGGAUUAUAUAAACGAGUAUUUACAGCAACAGAAUAUUACAGUCGACGAACUGUAUGUCGUGGACGACAUCCCGAAGACUAUUAGCGGUAAAGUCAACCGCAGGGAUGUCCGCAAGUUUGUCAACGAAACUAUUAGCCGCUUGAAUGUCGCCGAUGACAAUAAUAAUGACAAUUACAACAAUAACAACAAGUUUAUUGUCAAUGUGUUUGAUAAUGUCAACGAUAUGUGAUUUUAUUGAUUUGAAUAAAAAAUAAAUAUUUUUAUUUUCUUUUAAAUAGAAAUGAUUUUCU
Messenger RNA from Oppia nitens, 1930 nucleotides. Its product is annotated as luciferin 4-monooxygenase-like. The record is from RefSeq and is a predicted model, not a curated record. NCBI's taxonomy places the organism in Eukaryota, Metazoa, Arthropoda, Arachnida, Sarcoptiformes, Oppiidae. The transcript has 5 exons. Bases 1 to 1869 code for a protein of 622 amino acids. Gene Ontology annotation, molecular function: CoA-ligase activity.